GAGGAAUGCGAGCCACGGCUCUCUCUCCAUCGCCGUUAGGUACCAGAGAGGAUUUGAACAUAUGGGGCAACGGGCUUGUUGUCAGUAAUUCUAAUUCGUGCAUUGAUAUACCAUUAUAAUUAAAGAUGAAGAGGAUGAGAGGACGCGAGGCUAUACCUGCACGGCUGCACUGCUUGGAAAAAUGCCCGCCGCCGUGGCGAGAGCUGCCCGGCCGGGAAGGAGCGGAAGCCGAUCGAGGGCAACACCAACACCAAGACACGAAAACUAAAGCCAAGAAUUGUGAAGCCCAGCAGCCCAGGUAGAGUCUGCAGGAUUUUCCAGCGGGCUAGCGGAUGGAUUGUGAAGCCUAUUCAGUUGGCCCUCUGCACAUGUGGCCUGCCAUCGGCCGUUUUGGAUGCAAAUUUUUUUUGCAGGGAAAGAAAACAAGAAUCAUCAUCAUACACGGCCGGGUUGCCUGGGCGUGCUCGCAAGAAACCACCGAGGCGGAAGAUUACGAUCGAGCGACGAACCCUAACGGCCGGUGAGGAGGAACGCACGUACGCGCCAAAAUCUACCGGAAUUUCACGCCUUUCCAAACCGACCUUAAUCCAGUAGCAUAGCGCGCGGCCGGCCGCAGCGAGAGGAGCUAGGGGCGGCCGAUGAUGGCGGCGAGAAGGCUCGGGGGCUCCAUGGUCCAGCGAGCGGAGACCGCGGCAGCGGGCGGACGACGCCGUCUCGGGCCAAGGCUCAUGUACACCGACGAGCAAGCUCAUGCGGAAAUUGUUGCACGCGAGAUACAGAAGAAGAUAGAUGGCCUCUACGAUUUGAUCGUUAAGGGGGAGAACAAUGUUAAGACCAGCAGCUGGGGCGACGCUUUUCUAGUCCUGCAUCUUUCGAAAAGAGUCACCCCAAGACCGGCCGACUCUGACUGGUACGAUGCAUACAAAUCAAGAAUUAUUCUUAAUAAGAUCAAGAGAGCAGGCCUCAUUUCAUUAACCUUCCUGGCCUACAGUCGUUAUGAUAAGGAAGCUCAGCCAUGAUGAUGGAAUGAGAGCAACUGGAGACAAGAUCUCACCUCACUGAGAACUAUUCUCCGCGCGCGUAAGAAGAAGCAAGACUCAACACAACAUCUUGUUUGAUGGAUAAGAGCUCUUUAUUAAUUAGAGGGGUGUAAACUUAGUACUAUUAUUAUGAUCACCAUUAAGGGAAUGUUUUUAUGAUGUGCCAGCUAGAACUUGAGUACAAGUCUAGCACAGGUGGACUGCUAUAUUUGUGAUGUUAUCACAAUCUAAUAUAAGGGGUGGGUUGAGUGGCCUGCUGUUUUUGUUGUUUAUCCCUGCAAGGUUAUUGGAGAGGUGGCGCCCGGGGAUGUUCGACUGCGUCGGCACAGCCACCAGAUCUUCCACGUUUUCGUGCUCGUCGGUGCGCUAACGCACUAUGUUGCUACCGCGAUCCUCAUCAGCUGGCGCGAGGCCCUGGCUGCCGCCUCCGGGGCGGCGUCCGCGUUGUUGUGACGCGCAGAGCGGAAGUGAUCAUGUGUACGUUGUAGACGUAGGGUAUGACAUUGAUUCUUUGAUUCGUGCACCUAGUGUAGAUGAUUCUUUGGACCCGACUGCUCGACGCAUGUGUAUCGGAGUUUGUGGUCUUGUUGGCGAGACUUUGCUAUGCUAAAUGCCGUAAGAGCGAGCAGCAAUUAAGGUGCAAAUUCUUACUCCCAAAUUGGGAUGGGGUUAAAGAGUAAUCUCAUACGAUAGCAAUGUAACCUGUUAGUCCUUGUAAUUCUUUGCAGUUCAUCAGCACAUUGCUUGAACUGUAAAUUCUGAAUCAUUAUGCUUUGUUACAAACACCAGUGCAGUUUUGUGGGCAAAUCAUAAGUCUAUCUCUGAUUCUGUACCUAUCAAACAGUGAU
This is a messenger RNA of Lolium perenne, 1888 nucleotides long. RefSeq lists its product as uncharacterized. Lineage: Eukaryota; Viridiplantae; Streptophyta; Magnoliopsida; Poales; Poaceae. The record is from RefSeq and is a predicted model, not a curated record.